Messenger RNA from Photinus pyralis (common eastern firefly), 1781 nucleotides. RefSeq names its product facilitated trehalose transporter Tret1-like. Bases 256 to 1677 code for a protein of 473 amino acids. The transcript is spliced from 2 exons. The record is from RefSeq and is a predicted model, not a curated record. Gene Ontology annotation, cellular component: membrane. Gene Ontology annotation, molecular function: transmembrane transporter activity. Gene Ontology annotation, biological process: transmembrane transport. NCBI's taxonomy places the organism in Eukaryota, Metazoa, Arthropoda, Insecta, Coleoptera, Lampyridae.
UUACUGCUACUACGAUAUCAUAAUUCUUAAUCCCAACAGCGUAGUAUAUGUGUUGAAAAUGUCAACCGGUACCAAAACAUUACUGGUGGUAAAGUAGAGGGGACUGGUAGCAAUUUGCAAACAAGCUGUUGAUUUACUUGAGAUAACCUCUGAAGUUAAGGUCGUACCUACUACUCGAUUUCAAGGAAAUACUUAUGUAAUCACUUUAAUGUCGCAUCUUCGAUAGUGACCAGCAAGACGUCAAAUAAGAGCCAAAUGGUCGUACUUGACGUAUCCAGGGUGUUACCUGGAAAUACACCACAAAUUUUUGCAACAGUUGCCGGUACCUUGACUGCAUUAUCUGAUGGUAUGCAUUAUGGAUGGUCGGCUCCCAUUAUACCUCUGUUGCAAUCACCCUCUUCGCCAGUACAAAUAAGCGAGUCCGACGUAGUAUGGAUAGAAAAUAUAUACUUGUUGGGAGGAUUGAUUGGAAUCCCUCUUACAAUAUAUAUUUUAGAUAAAUUUGGCAGAAAAAAUGCAAUGCUGAUUGCGGCGGUGGAGUACUUGAUUGCAUGGUUGUUGAUAGCUUUCGCCUCAUCGGUAGAAGUAAUAUUUGUGGCACGCCUUAUUACUGGAAUAGCGUCAGACAAUAACUUUGUCGCGACACCUGUAUAUAUAGCCGAAAUAUCUCAUAAAAAAAUACGAGGAAGAUUAGGAUCUCUCAUAUACAUCAUGAUGCUGAUAGGCAUCUUGCUGAUUUACUCAAUUGGACCAUUCAUAUCAAUCGCGGCGUCGUCCGCCGUUGGAGCAGGCAUUAUAGUCGUUCAAUUGUUAACGUUUUCAUUUAUGCCUGACAGCCCUUAUUAUCUCUUAGUGAAGAAUAAGAAAGAAGAAGCGAGAAGAGCGUUACAAAUACUCCGAUCUUCCAAAGACGUGGACGAUGAGCUGGACGAAAUCGCUAAAGUAGUGGAGGUGGAAAAUAAAGUACGCGGUCGACCUAAGGAAUUAUUUACCGUUAAAAGUAAUCGAAAGGCCAUUACAAUUAUGACCGUGCUUUGUUUUGCGCAGCACUACAGCAGCAUUAGUGUAAUGCUCAUGAAUAUUCAUAUGAUUUUGGAAGACGCUGCGGCAAUUAUUCCUGCAAGUACCGCCGCGAUUGUAUUUGCCGCUUUAAUGCUUUUGGCGUGCACCUUAUCGGCUUUUCUGAUUGACAAAGUUGGCAGAAAAAUUCUCUUACUGUCAUCGAGUUUUCUAACUGGACUGUCCCUGUUGGUACUCGCCUCUUACUUUGCCAUUAAAGAAAAUAACAUCGACGUUACGGAUUACAACUGGGUGCCAGUUGCCGCUGUGAUGGUAUACGCGGUUACCUUCAAAUACGGCUUAGGACUAAUACCAAUUGUAAUGACUGCCGAGUUGUUUCCCACCAAUAUUAAGGCACUGGGUUGCACACUGUCAGAUGCCAUGUAUGUGACUGCCGGUGCGUCAUCAGUCUACCUCUUCCACUUUUUGCAUAGAAAUUUCGGUAUGAACGUGCCAUUCUUUCUUUUUGGAUGUUCGUGUUUACUUGUUGGAGUCUUCGUUGUGUUUGUCAUACCCGAAACAAAAGGCAAAACUUUGGACGAAAUUCAGAAAUUACUUAAGGGGGAGCCGUUGUCAACGGGUAAAUCAAAGGAAAUCAAAACAAAUACAGUUCCCUAGUAACCCAGGUGCGCCUCAAUUAAAAAGAACUCAUUAGUGGUUUACUUAAAUGUAUGUCCAUUGCAUAGCAUCAAGUACAGAAAUACACACAGUGCAUAAGUAAA